Gracilinanus agilis (Agile Gracile Mouse Opossum) is the source of this 456-nucleotide messenger RNA. RefSeq names its product shadow of prion protein (gene SPRN). The transcript has a single exon. The record is from RefSeq and is a predicted model, not a curated record. The coding region runs from base 13 to 456 and encodes 147 amino acids. NCBI's taxonomy places the organism in Eukaryota, Metazoa, Chordata, Mammalia, Didelphimorphia, Didelphidae. Gene Ontology annotation, biological process: protein import into nucleus. Gene Ontology annotation, molecular function: nucleic acid binding. Gene Ontology annotation, cellular component: membrane; nucleus.
CCAGCUCUGAAGAUGAAUUGGGCAGCGGUGACGUGCUGGACCCUUCUGCUCCUGGCCGCUUUCUUCUGCGAGAACGUCACCAGCAAGGGAGGUCGUGGGGGAGCCCGAGGGGCAGCUCGUGGCAGGAGCCGCAGCAGCAGCAGCAGCAGCAGCCGCAUGAGAAUGAAGUCUGCCCCCCGCUACAGCUCCUCUGGCUCAGCCUUCCGAGUGGCAGCCGCUGCCUCCGCAGGUGCUGCUGCAGGGGCUGCCGCAGGAGCACUGGCCGGGGCCGCUGGGAGGAGAGUGUCUGGAGAGGUGGGCACCGGUGUCGGCUGGGAGAGGGACCUCUACUAUAGCAACCAGACCGGCGAAAGCGUCUACAGCUACAGGUGGACAUCAGGGACGGACCCUGGGGGUGUGGAGCCCAACCUCGGCCUCUGCUUGACUCUGGGUUUCUUUCAGCUCCUUCAUCCUUAG